CCGCGGCCCCGCGCUGGGAGGAAGCCAAGACUUUCUGCGACAACCUCUCGCCCAAGAAGAAACCCAAAUCGCCCAAGCCUCAGAACGCAGUCACCAUCGCUGUGUCCUCCCGAGCCUUGUUCCGCAUGGACGAGGAGCAGCGGAUCUACAUGGAGCAGGGCGUGGAGGAGUAUGUGCGCUACCAGCUGGAACACGAGAACGAACCGUUCAGCCCCGGGCCCGCCUUCCCCUUCGUGAAGGCUCUGGAGGCUGUGAACAGGCGGCUUCGGGAGCUGUACCCAGACAGUGAGGACAUCUUUGACAUCGUCCUUGUAACCAACAACCACGCCCAAGUGGGUGUCCGUCUCAUCAAUAGCAUCAACCACUAUGACCUGUUCAUCGAGAGGUUCUGCAUGACAGGUGGGAAUAGCCCCAUCUGCUACCUCAAGGCCUAUCACACCAACCUCUACCUGUCAGCUGACGCAGAAAAGGUUCAAGAAGCCAUUGACGAAGGGAUCGCAGCUGCCACCAUCUUCAGCCCCAGCAGGGACGUGGCUGUAUCCCAGAGUCAGCUGCGCGUGGCCUUCGAUGGGGAUGCUGUGCUCUUCUCGGACGAGUCGGAGCGCAUUGUCAAGGCCCACGGGCUGGACAGGUUCUUCGAGCAUGAGAAGGCCCAUGAGAACAAACCCUUGGCCCAGGGACCUUUAAAGGGCUUUCUGGAGGCCCUGGGUAGGCUGCAGAAGAAAUUCUACUCCAAGGGCCUGCGGCUGGAGUGCCCGAUCCGCACCUACUUGGUGACGGCACGCAGUGCAGCCAGUUCUGGGGCCCGGGCUCUCAAGACCCUGCGCAGCUGGGGCCUGGAGACAGAUGAAGCCCUGUUCCUUGCAGGAGCGCCCAAGGGCCCCCUGCUCGAGAAGAUACGCCCACACAUCUUCUUUGAUGACCAGAUGUUCCAUGUGGCUGGGGCUCAGGAGAUGGGCACAGUGGCUGCCCACGUGCCUUACGGUGUGGCACAGAUGCCUCGGCGGACUGCACUUGCGAAGCAGGCCCCAGCUGCACAAUAG
Miniopterus natalensis is the source of this 1043-nucleotide messenger RNA. It is a transcript of the gene NT5C1A, whose product is annotated as 5'-nucleotidase, cytosolic IA. Gene Ontology annotation, biological process: adenosine metabolic process; nucleotide metabolic process. The record is from RefSeq and is a predicted model, not a curated record. Gene Ontology annotation, molecular function: nucleotide binding; magnesium ion binding; 5'-nucleotidase activity. NCBI's taxonomy places the organism in Eukaryota, Metazoa, Chordata, Mammalia, Chiroptera, Miniopteridae. Gene Ontology annotation, cellular component: cytoplasm; cytosol.